This is a messenger RNA of Engraulis encrasicolus (European anchovy), 3177 nucleotides long. RefSeq names its product protein translocase subunit SecA-like. The record is from RefSeq and is a predicted model, not a curated record. Gene Ontology annotation, biological process: protein targeting; protein import; intracellular protein transport. Gene Ontology annotation, cellular component: membrane. NCBI's taxonomy places the organism in Eukaryota, Metazoa, Chordata, Actinopteri, Clupeiformes, Engraulidae. Gene Ontology annotation, molecular function: ATP binding.
AAAGCUCUUUCUGAUGUCAAAGGAUCAGAGCGUGUUAAAUACACUCCGAAUGAUAAGUUGGCACAUAUCUGUGACACCUUCUCCAGGGAUUCUAUUUCAAGACAAAAGCAUAGUCUGAUUAGACUUCUAGAGAUCAUUCUUCGAUGUGUGCAGGAAAGGCAGAAGCGCUAUCAAGAGGCAGAAAAGGACGUCCCAUUUGAAAGUGCGCUAUACAUGAUGUGUUUUGAUGUUUUAAUUAAAUCAGCCAGAGAUGCAUGUCAAGAAGAAAAAUUACAGGAUUAUCUUACAAUUCUGGCAAACCUUGUGCAAAGGCAACUCUGGGGCCCUGUUGAAGUCUUGGACCUUUUUAGUCUCCUCACAGAGAAGCUUGGAACAUUUGGAGUCUUUCGCCACAAAAUUGCAGCUGCCCUAAAAUUUCAAAGACAAAAUUCUGCGCCCUCAACCCUCACCUCAGUGGCCAAAAUUCUUCACAUGAUGGCAGUUAAUUCAGUGUCUUCAUCUUUUAAGGACCCAAAUGGAAGGUCUGUGAUGGAAAUGCUUACAUCUGACAGUUCAAACCUAUAUGAUGAGCUGCGAGACACUAUGCAAAUGGACAGAGAAAAGAGCCUAGAUGAAAUUCUUCAGGAAAUUCAGCAGAGUGGGGGUAUUGAGGCAAGCAUUUGUCAGAUUACAAGAGCAAUUGUGGAACACGUUGUGGCUAAUUGUCAAGAGGAUGUAACACCAAGAGUCAAUGAUUUGAUUGACGGAGGAAAAAGCCCAGAAAAUUUGAAAGGGAUCCUUCUGGCUCUUUGCAAAGCAGUACAGCAGACAAAGGAGCUGAAACCACGUCUCACUCAAAUGGUCAGCUGGUGCUUGCUUGCUUUGUCUGAAACAGGCCGUUUACUGCAACUUGGAACAGGAGAGGGAAAGUCCUGUGUGGUGGCAAUGUUUGCGGCAUAUCAGGCUAGAAUAUGCAAUAACAAUGUGGACAUUAUCUCCAGCUCUCCCGUCCUUUCCAAAAGAGAUGCGGAGCAAUGGCGUAAAUUUUACAGGGAGUGUGGCAUUACAGUGGACUGCAAUGCAGACAAAUCCAGUGAUGAGGAACGAAAGAAAUGCUAUGAAUCAAAGGUAGUGUAUGGCACGGUGGAGUGCUUUGCAGCAGAUUGUCUCCGCCAGGACUUUGAAAAGAAAGACAUAAGACCACAUCGCGGUUUUCAGUGCAUAAUUGUUGAUGAGGUGGAUUCCCUUCUGUUAGACAAAGGCAUACAGACAACCUACCUCUCUCAAGACCUGCCAGCUCUACAGCAUCUUGAAAUAAUACUGUCAGUGAUUUGGAGCAUGGUCAAAUAUGAUUUUGUCAAGAAUUCAGAGGACGACUGUGUCAUCCGAGGUCCAAUAAAACACUUCCGUGAGAUUUGUUUAGACAUUUUUGGAAACGGACAGGGACUGCUACAUGUCCUGGAGCAGGUUGAACAAGAACAGCCAGAGCAAGAGUUGGCUGAACAAGAAAAUGACCCUGUGCAUAUGGAAGAUGUAGAGAGAGAUAAAGUGAUUGACCUCUUCUGCAGGGUUGAGAAACUGCUAAACGUCCCUUUCUCCCUUUACAUUCAAGAUGGCGGUAGCCUUCUACAGCUAUGUCCAAAAAGUCAGAAUGGAGGAGUGCCCCUGUUGGUUCUUCAGGAUGGUCGCUGUUGCCAACUAUUUUUUGACAGAAAGAUGCUGUACGGAGUUGUUGAAAAAGGGGUGAAGAGCAGACUAGCCUACAAUACCGAAACAAAUUCAACCACAUCUGAUGCUGACACUGACCACCGUAUCCUAAUUCCCAGUUUUCUAGCAGAGCUGGUGAACCAUAAAUUAGGACACUGGAUACAGAAUGCAUUCAAAGCUCUGGAAAUGCAAGAAAAUGAAAAAUACAAAGUUGAGAGGGACUCUGUUUACCCAGUUGAUUUUGAACAUACAGGUGUAGUGGAAAGAAACAAAAAGUGGGGUGACGGCCUCCAGCAAUUCCUUGAGAUUAAACACCAGAGAAAGCUGAGCGGAAUGUCCAUAAUAACAAACUUCCUGUCCAAUGUCACAUUUUUCAAGAAGUACCCUGGCAGGAUCUUUGGAACAACAGGAAAACUCGGAAAUGAAGAAGAAAUUGGAGCUCUGAGUCAAGUGUAUGGUGGCCUCCUCAUAUCCAGGGUGCCUGCCUUUAAGCAAUCCAAACUAUUUGAAGAAGAAACCAUAAUAGUAGAUGAUGAAAAGUCAUGGGCAGACAGAAUACGUUUGGCUGUUCUCAAGCAGACGCGGCAGACUCGCUACAGAGGUGCCUGUGCAGCCCUAGUGAUCUGUGAGACCAUCAAAAAGGCGAUGUUAAUCAGCGAUGCCCUAAAAGAUCAAAUGGACGAGGAUGAAAAGAAAAUGCUGAAAAUAUACAUAGACUCAACUGAUGAGGCUGAUGUUGGUCCACGGCAGCUUACUCCUGGUGAAAUUGUAGUUGCUACAAAUCUGGCGGGACGGGGUACAGACCUUCAGGUGUGUGAAAAAGUCAGGAAUGCAGGAGGACCGUUUGUAAUACUCACGUUCCUGUCCAACAACUCCAGAGUGGAGCAGCAGGCGUUUGGCCGAACCGCCCGGCAAGGCACCCCUGGGUCUGCACAGCUUUGUCUGUGCUCUGAGCACUUUCCAGAGAAAGUUCAGCUUGAACUGCAAAAUUACAAAGGGCUAGAGUCGGGGAGGAUAGAGUCUGUGAAGAGAGCCCGAGAUGAUCUAUCCACUAUGAAGACCAUUGAUACACAGAAAUAUGACAUUCCUGUUGUAUCCAAAAGAGAAGAGCUUUUCUCUAAAUAUUGCAAACUUUUGGAUGAAGUGGAUGAAAACUUACAAGUUGAAGACUCUCAACAAAGACAAAUGAAAGCUGCUAUGUUGAACGAAUACUGGGGAAUUUGGUACUUAAUGAAGUCUGAAGACUUGAAUCACCACCCCCUUGAUAAAUUAAUACAUAGCCUCGGAGCUGACAUUAAACAGGCACAAGAGGAAUUCAAAAGAAAUAACUCACCCCAUUCAAGCAUAUACCACUACAUUAAAUUUGGCAAUAAGCAUCUUGUCCAAAGAGAGUACAGCAAGAGUAAGGAGCUGUACACCAAGGCAAUUGAUUUGAACCGCAGCUGGGCUGCGAUUGCAUACUAUUAUCGAGCACUAACGUUGCACCAAUAG